Molecule: messenger RNA, 2454 nt
Organism: Apus apus (common swift)
Lineage: Eukaryota; Metazoa; Chordata; Aves; Apodiformes; Apodidae
Product: protocadherin alpha-2-like
Exons: 3
Coding region: 1-2454 (817 amino acids)
Biological process (GO): homophilic cell-cell adhesion
Cellular component (GO): plasma membrane
Molecular function (GO): calcium ion binding
Source: RefSeq, a predicted model, not a curated record
AUGCUGGGAGGCUGUGGACCACCGAGGCCGUGCUGGUGGCCCGUGGUGGUGCGGGUGCUGGUGGUGCAGGCGGUGUGGGCGGUGGUGGUGGGGCAGGUGCGGUACUCGGUGCCGGAGGAAGCCAAGGCCGGGACGGUGGUGGGGCGGCUGGCGCAGGACGUGGGCCUGGAGGCGGGCGAGGCGGAGGCGCGGCGGCUGCGGCUGGUGGCGCAGGGCCGGCGGGCGAGCGUGGAGGUGAGCGGGGCGAGCGGGGCGCUGGUGGUGAGCUCGCGGCUGGACCGGGAGGAGCUGUGCGGGAAGAGCGCGCCGUGCGCCCUGCGGCUGGAGGUGCUGGUGGAGCGGCCGCUGCGCGUCUUCCACGUGGAGCUGGAGGUCACCGACAUCAACGACAACGCCCCGCUCUUCCCCGCCGCCCGAAAAAACCUGAGUAUACCAGAGAACUCCCCUGCCGGGUCUCGGUUCCCGCUGGAGGGCGCGUCGGACGCGGAUAUCGGCUCUAACGCGCAGCUCUCCUACACGCUCAGCCCCAGCGAGCAUUUUCGUUUGGAUUUACAAAAAUCGAACGAGAGAAAUCCUAUACCUGAUCUGGUAUUAACGAAAGCUCUGGACCGUGAGACGCUUCCCGUGCACCGUGUGGUGGUGACGGCGAGUGACGGGGGCCGGCCGUCUCUGUCGGGCACGAUGGAGCUGGUGAUCUCGGUGCUGGAUGCAAAUGACAACGCGCCCCAGUUCAACCAGUCGGUGUAUAAAGUGCAGCUGCCGGAGAGCGCUGCAGAGGGGACACUGGUGGUGCGGGUGAACGCCACGGAUCCGGACAUAGGAAUCAACAGUGAAGUGACCUACACGGCGACAAGUUUCCUUCCCAUUAGUGGAAGAGAGGUGAUUGCUGUCAAUCCGAGGACGGGUGAGAUUCGUCUGACAGGCGCCCUGGACUUUGAAGAAGUCCGCGUGUUUGAUUUUCGUAUUGAAGCGAGAGACCAAGGCACCCCUCCGCUGUCGGGUCACUGCAGCGUGGAGCUGGAGGUGCUGGACGUGAACGACAACGCGCCCGAGGUGCGGGUGACGUCGCUGUCGGUGCCGGUGUCCGAGGACGCGUCGGUGGGGACGGUGGUGGCCGUGCUGAGCGUGUGGGACCGGGACUCGGGGGCGAACGGGCUUGUGUCGUGCGCGGUGUGGCCGGCGUCGCCGUUCGGUCUGGUGGCGACGUUCGCGGGGUCGUACUCGCUGGUGCUGCGGGAGGCGCUGGACCGAGAGCGGGUGUCGGAGUACGAGGUGGAGGUGCGUGCGGAGACGGCGGGGCGCCGGCGCUGGUUGGCAGGCUGGGGGCUGCGGGUGCCGGUGUCGGACGUGAACGACAACGCGCCGGCGUUCGCGCAGGCGGUGUACACGGUGCUGGCGCGGGAGAACAACGCGGCGGGCGCGGAGCUGGCGCGGCUGUGGGCGCGGGACCCGGACGAGGCGGGCAACGGGCGCGUGAGCUACUCGGUGUGGGAGGGCUCGGGCGGGGGGUGGCGGUCGGCGUCGAGCUACGUGUCGGUGGACGCGGAGAGCGGGCGUCUGUGGGCGCUGCAGGCGCUGGACUACGAGGAGGUGCAGGUGCUGGAGUUCGAGGUGCGGGCGGUGGACGCGGGGGAGCCGCCGCUGUGCGGCAACGCGACGGUGCAGCUGUUCGUGGUGGACGAGAACGACAACGCGCCGGCGCUGCUGCCGGCCGCGGGCGACGGCGCGUGGGGCGAGGCGGCGCCGGAGGCGGCGUCGGGGCCGGUGCCGGUGGCGGGGGCGUUGUUGUGGGCGUGGGCGGCGUGGGGGGCGCCGGCGGGGCAGGUGGUGGCGAAGAUCCGCGCGGUGGACGCGGACUCGGGCUACAACGCGUGGCUGCGCGGCGAGGUGAGCACGGCGCGGGCGCUGGAGGAGGCGGACGGCCCGCGGCAGAGGCUGGUGAUCGUGGUGCGGGACCACGGGGAGCCGGCGCGCUCGGCCACGGCCACGCUGAGCGUGUCGCUGGUGGAGGGCGCCGAGGCGGCGGCGGCGGCGGGGUCGUCGCUGUCGUCGGGGUUGGGGUCGGGGCGGGGUCCGUUGUCGGUGGCGGAGGGCGGCGCGGCUUUGUCGUGGUCGUCGGUGACGAACGUGUGGCUGGUGGUGGCCAUCUGCGCGGUGUCGAGCGUGUUGGUGCUGGCGGUGGUGCUGUACGGGGCGUCGCGGUGUGCGCCGCGGGCGGGCGUGGUGUCGGGGCCCGGUGCGGCGACGCUGGUGUGCGCCAGCGAAGUGGGGAGCUGGUCGUACUCGCAGCGCCAGAGCCGGAGCCUGUGCGUGGCGGAGGGCGCGGGCAAGAGCGACCUGAUGGUUUUCAGCCCCAACUUCCCGCCGCCGCCGCCCGGCCCCGCGGCGAAGGAGACGCAGCCGGAGGCGCCCGCUCUGCUGGACACGCAUGACAUCACUGUCGUUGCCAUUUAG